UCUGACGGAGCGCCGCCGCCCAGCGCAGCGCAGCGGCCAGGCGCAGGAGGGAGGCGCCGCGCGGCCCGGCUCCCCGCGUGCCGCCGCUCGGGGGACAGCGGCCGCCUCCGCGCUGCCGGCUGCUCCGCUCCUCUGGCCGCAUCAGGGCCUGCAUGCUGUGACACAAAAACUGCAUCAAGCUGUGCACUAUGUUCAUGACUGAUUGAUCAACCCAAGAAAAGACCCAGCUGGUUUUGUGACUCGGAGCCCAAUUUGCGACGCGCUCUUGCAUUUUUCAAGACGACAGUACUGUCCACAGGAAGAAAUGACCAUGUAGAUUCUACAGCCUGGGUGCUGCAUAAUGGGAAAUGGUGAAUGGAGUGGAGCUGGUCUGCAGCCUUGAAAGCAGCCAUUCUGUGGACCACUAGGCGGUCAGGGGCACCUAGCACACCAGAGGCAUUCUCCACGUCGCUCACUGGACACAUGCUGGAUUGUUUUUAAUCCUAGGCUGGAAUUCGAGACUCGUCUCCUUCAGUUUUUAAACAAUUUUAAGCUUCUAUCAACUAUAACAAGUGGAGCAAUAUAAUCAGUAACCAUGGGUGACAUGACAAAUAGUGAUUUUUAUUCCAAGAACCAAAGAAAUGAGGCCAACCAUGCAGGAGAAUUUGGGUGCACCCUGCAAGAACUGCGCUCCCUCAUGGAACUCCGAGGAACAGAAGCAGUGGUAAAAAUUAAAGAGACAUAUGGGGAAACGGAGGGGCUCUGCAGGCAUCUGAAGACAUCACCAACAGAAGGGUUAGCUGGCACUGCUGCAGAUCUAGAAAAACGAAAGCUUAUUUUUGGAAAAAACUUCAUACCCCCAAAGAAGCCAAAAACGUUCAUACAGCUGGUGUGGGAAGCACUGCAGGAUGUGACUCUUAUAAUCUUGGAAAUUGCAGCCAUCAUAUCCUUGGGGCUUUCGUUUUAUCAGCCACCUGGAGAAGGGAAUGAAGGGUGUGGCACUGCAACAGGAGGAGCUGAAGAUGAAGGUGAGGCUGAAGCUGGCUGGAUUGAAGGUGCUGCCAUCCUGCUGUCUGUUAUCUGUGUUGUACUUGUCACUGCCUUCAAUGACUGGAGCAAGGAGAAGCAGUUUCGUGGGCUUCAAAGUCGUAUUGAGCAGGAACAGAAAUUUACUGUUGUCCGAGGAGGACAGGUUAUCCAAAUCCCAGUGGCAGAGAUAGUAGUUGGUGACAUUGCACAGGUGAAAUAUGGUGAUCUCCUACCUGCCGAUGGGAUAUUUAUCCAAGGAAAUGAUCUUAAAAUUGAUGAAAGUUCUUUGACUGGAGAGUCAGACCAAGUCCGCAAAUCUGUUGACAAAGAUCCAAUGCUUCUGUCAGGUACUCAUGUCAUGGAAGGCUCUGGACGAAUGCUGGUAACUGCUGUGGGUGUGAACUCUCAGACAGGCAUCAUCUUUACUCUGUUAGGUGCUGGAGGAGAAGAAGAAGAAAAGAAAGACAAAAAAGGUGUGAAACAGGAGGAUGGACAUCAGAUUCCAGAUUCUUCCCAUCCCUCCUCCCACCCUCCUUCAGCUACAGAUGGUGCAGCAGGUGCAAAUGCCACUGAUAAUGCAAAUGCCAGCUUAGUCAAUGGCAAAAUGCAGGAUGGGAAUAUGGAGAACAGCCAGAACAAAGCCAAGCAGCAGGAUGGGGCUGCUGCCAUGGAGAUGCAGCCACUGAAGAGUGCCGAGGGGGGAGAAGGAGAUGACAAAGACAAGAAGAAAUCCAACAUGCACAAGAAAGAAAAAUCUGUCCUUCAGGGAAAGCUGACCAAGCUGGCAGUCCAGAUAGGCAAAGCAGGUUUGGUGAUGUCUGCCAUCACUGUAAUCAUUUUGGUACUAUAUUUUGCCAUUGACACCUUUGUGGUGAAAAAGAAACAGUGGUUACCUGAGUGCACUCCCGUCUAUGUUCAGUAUUUUGUUAAAUUCUUCAUUAUUGGUGUUACUGUACUUGUGGUUGCUGUCCCUGAGGGUCUUCCACUUGCCGUCACUAUUUCUUUGGCUUAUUCUGUAAAGAAAAUGAUGAAGGAUAACAAUCUGGUUCGCCACUUAGAUGCCUGUGAAACUAUGGGUAAUGCUACAGCCAUAUGCUCUGACAAAACAGGGACACUAACAACCAACCGUAUGACAGUCGUCCAAGCCUAUAUUGGUGAUGUGCACUACAAAGAGAUCCCUGACCCUGACUCUGUACCUGCUAAGACCCUCGAAUUGCUGGUUAAUGCAAUUGCUAUCAACAGUGCUUACACCACAAAAAUUCUGCCACCAGAAAAAGAGGGUGGCCUGCCUCGGCAGGUAGGCAAUAAGACGGAAUGCGGUCUCUUGGGUUUUGUCCUGGAUUUGAAGCAGGAUUAUGAGCCUGUUCGGUCCCUCAUCCCCGAGGAGAAACUUUAUAAAGUUUACACAUUCAACUCUGUAAGGAAGUCAAUGAGUACCGUCAUUAAAAUGCCAGAUGGUAGUUUCCGAAUGUACAGCAAAGGAGCUUCUGAAAUUGUUCUGAAGAAGUGUUCCAGGAUCCUUAAUGCAGCUGGUGAACCUCGUAUCUUCAGACCACGUGACCGGGAUGAAAUGGUGAAGAAAGUGAUUGAACCAAUGGCCUGUGAUGGACUGAGAACUAUCUGCGUUGCUUUCCGAGACUUCAACAGCAGCCCAGAACCUGACUGGGACAAUGAAAAUGACAUUUUAUCUGAUCUGACUUGCAUUUGUGUUGUUGGCAUUGAAGAUCCAGUAAGACCAGAGGUCCCAGAAGCCAUAAGAAAGUGCCAGCGAGCUGGAAUUACGGUCCGCAUGGUCACUGGAGACAAUAUCAACACAGCACGUGCCAUUGCCAUAAAAUGUGGGAUCAUCCAUCCAGGAGAAGACUUUCUUUGCCUCGAAGGGAAAGAGUUUAACAGAAGGAUCCGAAAUGAGAAGGGGGAGAUUGAGCAAGAGCGGAUUGACAAAAUCUGGCCAAAGCUUCGAGUACUUGCUCGGUCAUCUCCCACGGACAAACAUACUUUGGUCAAAGGUAUUAUUGACAGCACACAGGUGGAGCAGAGGCAGGUUGUGGCUGUGACUGGUGAUGGAACCAAUGAUGGACCAGCACUUAAGAAAGCUGAUGUUGGCUUUGCAAUGGGUAUUGCUGGAACAGAUGUUGCAAAGGAGGCCUCAGAUAUCAUCCUAACAGAUGACAAUUUCAGUAGCAUUGUCAAGGCUGUCAUGUGGGGACGUAACGUGUAUGAUAGUAUCUCCAAAUUCUUGCAGUUCCAGCUCACUGUUAACAUUGUGGCUGUGAUAGUGGCUUUCACUGGCGCAUGCAUUACCCAGGAUUCUCCUCUAAAAGCUGUGCAGAUGCUGUGGGUCAAUCUGAUUAUGGACACUUUUGCCUCACUUGCUCUGGCCACUGAACCUCCAACAGAAGCUCUAUUGCUAAGAAAGCCAUAUGGCAGGAACAAACCUCUUAUAUCCCGUACCAUGAUGAAGAACAUUCUGGGCCACGCUGUCUACCAGCUUACUCUAAUAUUUACACUUCUUUUUGUUGGUGAGAAAAUGUUUAAGAUUGACAGUGGGAGGAAUGCACCUCUGCACUCUCCUCCUUCAGAGCACUACACUAUUGUCUUCAACACGUUUGUCAUGAUGCAGCUUUUCAAUGAAAUCAAUGCACGCAAAAUUCAUGGAGAGAGAAAUGUCUUUGAUGGCAUCUUCAGAAAUCCUAUUUUUUGCACUAUUGUACUGGGUACAUUUGCUAUUCAGAUAGUAAUUGUCCAGUUUGGAGGAAAACCAUUUAGCUGUUCUCCCCUGCAGCUCGACCAGUGGAUGUGGUGUGUAUUUAUUGGAUUAGGAGAACUUGUAUGGGGUCAGGUCAUUGCAACCAUCCCAACAAGUAGGCUAAAGUUUUUAAAGGAGGCAGGGCGGCUCACUGAGAAGGAAGAGGUUCCUGAAGAAGAACUCAAUGAAGAUGUUGAAGAAAUUGAUCAUGCAGAGAGAGAACUUCGACGUGGACAAAUUCUCUGGUUCAGAGGGCUUAACAGAAUCCAAACCCAGAUCGAAGUAGUCAAUACUUUCAAGAGUGGCACUUCCUUUCAGGGGGCUCUAAGGAGACAGUCCUCCGUCACAAGCCAGACCCAGGAUAUCCGCGUCGUGAAGGCAUUCCGUAGCUCUCUCUAUGAAGGUUUAGAAAAACCAGAAUCUAGAACCUCUAUUCACAACUUUAUGACUCAUCCUGAGUUUAGGAUAGAAGAUUCCCAGCCCCACAUCCCACUCAUUGAUGACACAGACCUAGAAGAAGACCCUGCUCUCAAGAAAAACUCGAGUCCACCGUCUUCGCUGAACAAGAACAACAGUGCUAUCGACAGUGGAAUAAAUCUUACAACUGACACAAGUAAAUCAGCUACCUCUUCUAGUCCAGGAAGCCCAAUACAUAGCCUGGAGACAUCACUUUAGCUGAAAAGGUCACUGCAAAAAAAAAAUAAUAAUAAUAAAAAUAAAAAAAUUAAAGUAAAAUAAAAUAAAAUAAACAACCACAGCAACCGAAAUCUAUAAAUAUAUAUAUUAAAAAACAUUGCUGGCUGAAAAGCUGUUUGAACUCUUAUUCACUCUGAGACAAGUGAAUGAAUUGUUAAUCACAAUGGUUUUGGGGAAAGAAUGAAUGGCUGAUUUACAACCCCCCCCUCCUCCUGUUCCCUUUCAGAAAACAAAAGAAAACAAAAAAAAUCUCCUGCAUGAAUGUACUGUACACUUCUGGCCCUUCUUUCUUUCUUUUCCUUUCUUUUGUUUUUUACUUUUACCUUUAUUUUUUCCUCCUUAAGCAGGAACUGCAGAGGACUUCUUUCUGCGGCUAUUUAUCCAAUUCACUGGUCUGUGAGUUUUUUGAAAUGCUUGUGUGGCAUGGACUCAAUUGUAUAGAUUAAUUUAAAGAACUUUUUUGAAGUUGCAAAGCUUAACUUGCACAGUAGAUUUGCACCAGUUGGACAGAGGAACUUAAACAUUUAUGAGACUAUAUAUAGAGAUAUAUACAUAUAAGUAUAUACAUAAUUAAUUAUAUAUAUGUAUAUAUCUAUAUAUAUAUAUACAGUUAUAUAUAUAUAAAGUUUCUUUGUUGGCAUGUUGCCUUGUUUCUGCUCAAAUUGCUCUGACUAUUUUAACUUAUUUAUGUCCUAAAAAAGAAUGUAAUUUGUUUACAAACCUGUAGAUAAUAUCCUUAACUAUUUGUAGGGUUAAGAAAGCACUUCCUGCCGAAGUAGUAUAAAAAAGGCUCAGCUCAGCUCAUUGAAAACGUCUGUAAUAUCGCACCCUGGAUAUUUUAUUGCGACUGCGUUCUGAUUUCUGCCUGGUUUUUUGUUGUUGUUGUUUUGGGGGGUUUUUUUGUUUUUUUGGUUUUUUGUUUUUUGGGCUUUUUUUUGGUAAAUAUUGUAGAUAUUGCUAGUAAAUAACGAAAGAAGCCAAAAUAUAAUAACACAUUGGAUGUAGCAUUGUGAUCCUAUAUACAGGGAGGUAAAACAGGCUUCCUUUGUUUCAAAUAAAAAUCAGAAUGAUCAGGUUCUCUCUUUUUUUUUUCCCCCCCCCUCUGAUAACCUGCUUGAAUUUGUUUUGGUGCAACAUUUGAGAGUGGAGGCUGUUUUCAUUCUUUAAGCAAAGGGCAAUGGCUUCCAAAACAUAUUUUUAGACAGAUAAUCUGUGAAACUGAGUUGAGUUUAUAAAUAACAGAUUUAAAAUAAGUUAUAUUUGGUUUGUCUAUAUGGAGAUCAAACUAAUGUUUAAAUAUUGUGACAUAUUGUGUUAAUCCUUUUCAGUUAGUAGUAUAGGCGUUUAUUUCCUUAUUACUUACAAAGUACGGGCUGUUGGCAUUUUGGAUGAAAAUCACUGUAGGUUGUUGCUUUGGUUUUUCUUUUUUCUCAAAGGAAAAUAUCAUUUCUGCACUAUUAGGUCCGAAUGAAGCGAUAUUACCUGCAUAUUGAGAUCUUCUUUGUGUGAUUUUUCUGGUUUUAACCAAGCUUGUCUUCCUGUAGUCACAAAGUAUACUGUAACACAGAACAUUGUUUGACCUUGAGCUUUCUACAAAGAAAGCUACUUUGCAAACCUGCAGUAAGGAGGGUGAAAAAAUGCUUUUCAAGAUGGUAACAGCCCUAAUAAUUUAAAAUUUAUGAGCUUAUAUAAUUGCUAUGUCAACCACUUGAAUGCUAAGCACUUUGUGGAUCACAGAUUUUUCAUAAAUAAUUUUUGUAUUUAAUAUAAAGUUUGCUUGGAGACUUUUCAGCAUAUAAUCUUUUCCAUGAUUGUACAGUGCAAAAGAUAUUUUGAAUUACACCAUUGAUUAUGCCAGAUGUGUUGAAAAACACUCUCAAACUAGCUUGACAAAUUGAUUUGUUAAGGCAUUACUGGUUGUCUUAAGGUUGGCUUAUAACAUGGUGCAUCUCUGCAGUCACAAGAACUAAACCAAGCCAGAACUCUCCUAAACAGGAUUAGACUCAUGGCCAAACUGCAGACUGAACCGACUAAACCGUUUUCAGGGUGCAUCAAGACUAUUCAGCCAGGUAAAGCUCAAAUCAGCAUCAAUUGCCAGCUUCCGGACUCUUGUGUAGAAGCUUGAAUGUUUUUGGCUCAAAUUCAUAGUUCGCUAUCUGAUCCAAACUUUUCAUUCAACAACAGAACAGGUCGUGGGAGGUGUACACAACUGUUUCCAGCAGAUAGUGUUACCCGUUUCUUAGCAGUAAAAAGCUAGCAUGGAAGCAUUAUUAUUUUAGCUAAUUCCUAGCAACAAAGUGAUUGCAACUCAGUCAGGAUUGUUCUUCGCUUUGUAAAUACGGUGACUAACCUUUGUAUAACAUGUAUUGGGUUUCUAUGGCCUAUUUGGGAUAUCAUAUUAAGAAGAAGAAGAAAAAAAAAGUGUUAUCUAUUUACAGGGAAGCCUCUAGCUUUGGACUUGAACAUCUACAAAAGUUAUUAAUACUGGAACAAUUUGUUUUCAGCAUCUUAACACUGACUGUUUGCCUUUUUGUUUUCAAACUUCAUGUUUUUUCUUGGUUUCGUUUUUUUUUUUAAUGUUCCUGUAGGAAUAUCCCUCCCUAAGGUACCAUUUGCAGACUUGAAAACUGUUAAGAAAAUGAACACUGCAUUCUGUGUAUAUAUAGUAAAACAUAUAUAAACUGAGAUGCAUAGAUAACUUGGGCUUUUGUGAGCAGAGACUGUGCUUUAUGUAUAUGAUAAAUGAUAGAUUUUUUUUAAAGCAGAAUAGCUAUGACCUUUCAACUACAAGUCGUGCAUCACAAUUCCUUUCUUUUAUUGCUUGACCUCUCUGUGAUGGGAACAAUGGAUCAAAAACCAAAAUGAUCAGUUUGUUAAAUUCCCUGCAAUAUAUAAAUGCUCGCUCUCGACGUACUGUACUUAGCAGCAUGAGAUUUGUGGACAACAAUACAGUGGUACAUUGGCAAUCCAUCCCACUAGGGGUUAUUAAUAUAUGUUCAUUCAUCUGUUUUUAUGAAUUUUUUUAUCUAGACAAUAAUUGUAAAUAAAGAACUUACUCUGUCUGUUCAUUUAAUACUAUGCAAAAGGUUAUGCUUUCUAUUGUUAUUCUUAUUCCUACAGUGUGAUGCUGGAAUGUUUGUGGUUUCAAAACAAAAAAAAACCAACAAAAAAAAAAAAAGACAAAAG
Coturnix japonica (Japanese quail) is the source of this 7639-nucleotide messenger RNA. NCBI's taxonomy places the organism in Eukaryota, Metazoa, Chordata, Aves, Galliformes, Phasianidae. The record is from RefSeq and is a predicted model, not a curated record.